GUCCAUCAAAAGAAAGGUCCUCAGAAAAACUAGGGGCCAGCCACAUGUCUGUGAUGAAUCAACUCAGAGUGAAGAUUCAGUAUUCUCCACUUCGUUGAGGUGCCUGGAAGCUGUUUAUGCCUCGAAAUGUACAAGACAUUUGAUAAGCACUGGGACAGCGAGAGUGAGGAACACAACAACUCGUCCGGCGACUCCUUCUGGUCCGACCACGAGAGUGAGGUAGAGGAGGAGAGCGACGAAGAGCUGCGAGAGUGUUACGUGCGUGAGGAGGAAUCAGGUGGAACACAUCAGGACAAAUCGGACCAAUUAGCAGAGAACGCAAAGGCUGGAGAACACGAUGACCAGGGCAGGCCACAGAGUAAAGGGUGGCCUAGCCCUGAACACGAGACGCAUGCGGGUGAACGGAGGGGUGACGAGGCUCAGACGAAAUGUGACGGGGAAAAGCCGCUUCAAGAGGAAGAUCAAAGCAAGUGCACUGGUAGUGUGAAAGAGGAUUAUGAAAAGGACUGGAGCAACGACAGCGAGAAAGAACAGGAGACAGCAGACACCCACGGCCAUAACGGAGAAGAAACCCCACCACAAGAGACUGCUGAUGAAGACGUGGAGCCUGAGGGGAAUGCACAGGCCAAAAAGUACUGGUAUGGGAAUGAGGACAUGGGGAACGACUUGGAAGAGCACAAUGAAAAAGAUGGAGAACAAGACUACCCUAUGAGUGCUGGCAGCCCCACAAGUGUGAUCACAUCUGGGUAUGGCACCUACAGGCCCGACUCUCCCAGGGACAACCCUGAGGGGGAGGGUUACCAUGACGACCGCACCCUGAGCGACCCCGAGGAUGACCGUGAAUCCCAGUUUGAUGCUCAAUAUUAUGUGGACAAUUACAACUUGUCCAUUAAUGAUCAUGAAUAUUCGCUUACUGAUGACAAGCCAAACGGCCCACACCGUCCUGAGCUUUGUAACAGCCACGCUGAUGAUGACCUUAAAUGUGUGGGCUUGUAUGUGGCCAAUGAGGGCCUGGCUACACAGUGUGAUGUAGAGGAGUCUAAAGAGGUAGAUGAAGCUGUUGGAGGGGAGUCACAAUACAGAGAUGGUGAAGUUUAUGAGUUGAAAGAGCAGUGCCCAGGGGGAUAUCACACCGCAUCAGAAGUAAGGAAUGUUCCAGAACUUAAUGAAAAUGACUUCAGCUCACUCUGUGAAAGUCAUGAGCAUCCCUUUAAUUUGAGGAGCAACAAAUACUACCAAAAGGGAACAUUGGAUGUAAAGCUCAAUGACCACAAGAAGACAGGACAAAAGAAACGGGGCGUCAGUGGCCUGGAGCAAUGUCUCGACAGAUUACAAAUGUCUGGAACACACAGACACCCGGACUCAGAGUUAGAAAGCGAAGAGAUGGACAGUGGGAGUUCUGUAGGAGAACUGCCCAGUGCCUUUCAGGCCUAUCUCAAAGGCAUGGUUAGAUCACAAAGUGAGAAUGACAUUCGACCCCGUCCAAAAUCAUUUAUCAGACCGUUAAUGGAUCACCCUCACACUAGGAACCUGAAGAAAACUGAUCCUGUGACAAAGUACUUCCAGUACAAGCAAGAGUGGGACGCAUUCAAAGCACCUGGCGAAAAGGACCGCAGAGCACUACAGUGGGCCAUCAGGGAACAACUUAUGUACCAGCCUCCUCCUCCUCGACCUCAGAAAGUACUCGUCCCCAACACAUAUGUAGUUCCAACUGACAAGAAGAGAUCUGCCCUCCGAUGGGAGAUUCGCCACGAUUUAGCCAAUGGGAUCAUCCCAACCAAAAUGGCCUUCCCAUGACCAAGAUCCACCUUCAUGAAAUGCCUUCAGUUUUUUUAACCCAUUGAUAUUGUUGAUGCAUCUUUUGUUAUUUAUUUGUGACCGAUUGAGUGUUUUGGAAUGAGACCCUUGAAUCACGGAUUUUUAUUAAAUAAACACUUUUAAUUAAA
Messenger RNA from Alosa alosa (allis shad), 1946 nucleotides. It is a transcript of the gene hyls1, whose product is annotated as HYLS1 centriolar and ciliogenesis associated. Bases 127 to 1797 code for a protein of 556 amino acids. NCBI's taxonomy places the organism in Eukaryota, Metazoa, Chordata, Actinopteri, Clupeiformes, Clupeidae. Gene Ontology annotation, biological process: cilium assembly. The transcript is spliced from 9 exons. Gene Ontology annotation, cellular component: non-motile cilium; centriole. The record is from RefSeq and is a predicted model, not a curated record.